AUGAAGCAUGAGGUCUUGCCUUUCAACACAAUAGAAUACCAAGUUCGUGAUCAAAAGGGGAUAAAUUUCACAGUAAAUAUACAUAAUAGAACAUGUACUUGCAGUAGGUUUCAAGAAGAUGAAAUGCAUUGUGGCCAUGCAGUAGCUGUCAUUGCAAAGAGAAACUUGAGUGUGUAUGAUUAUUGUGCAAAGUUCUACAGAACAAAAAUGUUGAAGGCAUUGUAUCAAGAAAAUAUUCAUCCUUUGCCCCAUAAAGAUGAAUGGAAUCUCCCACAACACUUGGACAUAAUGGUGUUGCCUCCAAAGACAACAAUCCCUGCAGGAAGACCAAGAAAGAAAAGAAUAAGAUCAAGAGGGGAACCUAAAGUAAUAAUCACUUGUGGGAAAUGUGGGCAACCAGGACAUAACAGGAAGACUUGCAAGAAUACUCCAAUUGAGAAGCCAAACAAACAGAAAAAGUCAAAGACAUAG
This is a messenger RNA of Humulus lupulus (European hop), 471 nucleotides long. RefSeq lists its product as uncharacterized. Gene Ontology annotation, molecular function: zinc ion binding; nucleic acid binding. NCBI's taxonomy places the organism in Eukaryota, Viridiplantae, Streptophyta, Magnoliopsida, Rosales, Cannabaceae. Bases 1 to 471 code for a protein of 156 amino acids. The record is from RefSeq and is a predicted model, not a curated record. The transcript is spliced from 2 exons.